AGAUGAAGCCUUGUUCUGAAACCAAACCAUUUUCAUAGAUAAGGCAUGCUUCACGCUAUCAAAGUCAGUGAGCUUGCAUUAUAAAUUGAUUGAGCUUCAUCUCCGUUUUAUGUGCAACCUGUUCUGAACCAUGGAUUCCUCUUUGCAAUUAACUAUUGUAGCCAUUUUGGUGUCAUUGUUAGUAUUUCUCCGCCACACUUUGGUGGGAAAGAAGAGGAAUAAAGAGGCUCCUGUCCCAGCUGGAGCAUGGCCACUUAUUGGUCAUCUUCACCUUUUAAUGGGUGAUGGCCAACUUCUCUAUCGAACGCUAGGAACAAUGGCUGACCAAUAUGGACCAACAUUUAACAUCUGGCUAGGUUGUCGCAGAGCAUUCGUGGUUAGUAGCUGGGAAGUGGCAAAGGAAUGUUUCACAACUAAUGACAAGGCAUUUGCCUCACGCCCCAAAACAGUUGCCACAAAGCACAUGGGGUACAACUAUGCAGUGUUUGGUUUCGCGCCUUAUAGUCCCUUCUGGCGUGAGAUGAGAAAGAUUGCCACACUUGAACUUCUUUCCAACCGAAGGCUCGAAAAUCUUAAACAUGUGAGAGUGUCAGAGCUCAACAUGGGUGUGAGGGACUUGUACAACUCGUGGCUCCAAAACAGGUCGCAGCCUGUGGUUCUGGAACUGAACCGGUGGUUGGAGGAUUUGACUCUGAACAUUGUGGUUAGAAUGGUGGCGGGGAAACGCUACUUUGGUGCCUCAGCUACCUGUCAUGAUGACGAGGCAAGGCGGUGCCAGAAGGCUAUUAGCCAGUUUUUCCAUCUGAUUGGUAUUUUUGUUGUUUCGGAUGCGCUUCCGUUUUUGCGUUGGUUCGAUAUGCAGGGGCAUGAGAGGGCAAUGAAGAAGACUGCCAAGGAGUUAGAUGACAUACUUGAAGGUUGGCUGAAGGAGCAUCGUUUGCAAAGUGUUAAGGAAGAAGUUAAGGCAGAAGGCGAGCAGGAUUUCAUUGAUGUCAUGUUGUCGCUUCAGAAGGAAGGUCACCUAUCAAAUUUCCAAUUUGAUUCCGAUACCAGCAUCAAAUCCACAUGCCUAGCUCUUAUACUUGGUGGCAGUGAUACCACAGCUGGCACGCUUACUUGGGCCAUCUCAUUACUCCUCAACAAUCGUCAAGCAUUGAAAAAGGCACAAGAAGAAUUGGACCUUAAUGUUGGCAUGGAUCGGCAAGUAGAGGAGUCAGAUAUCAGAAACCUAGCAUAUGUUCAAGCCAUUAUCAAGGAAACCUUGCGGCUAUACCCUGCUGGUCCCCUCCUAGGACCAAGGGAGGCCCAAGAAGAUUGUAAUGUUGCUGGUUAUCAUGUCCCAGCUGGCACCCGUUUGGUGGUUAACUUGUGGAAGAUUCAUAGAGAUCCAAGGGUGUGGCAAGAGCCUUCUGCUUUUAGACCUGAGAGAUUUCUCACAAGGGAUGCAAUUGAUAUUAGAGGCCAAAACUUUGAACUCAUUCCCUUUGGCUCUGGUAGAAGGUCAUGUCCUGGCAUGUCGUUUGCACUCCAAGUUCUUCACUUGACACUUGCUCGUCUACUUCAUGCAUUUGAUUUUGGAACUCCAUCAGAUCAACCGGUUGACAUGACUGAGAGCCCAGGUUUAACCAUUCCUAAGGCAACCCCAUUGGAGGUUCUUCUCACUCCCCGUCUUCCACCCAAAUUAUAUGCCUACUAAAACAUAUAAAUGUUCUAAUAAACCUUUUAUAGUUUAUUCUUGAAAAUGGAAUUGAUGAAAUUCCAGUCGUUUGAUGUUAGGCCACGAGGCCGUUAUAAUGAAAAGUCAGUGUAAUUUAUGAUAUGAUUAUAUUUACGACUUCUGUUUUGUUGUAGAUGUAUCUUAGUCAAACAAAAUUAUCUCUCAAUAAGGUGAUACUACCUCAUCA
Messenger RNA from Cajanus cajan (pigeon pea), 1904 nucleotides. RefSeq names its product xanthotoxin 5-hydroxylase CYP82C4. The record is from RefSeq and is a predicted model, not a curated record. Gene Ontology annotation, molecular function: heme binding; iron ion binding; monooxygenase activity. NCBI's taxonomy places the organism in Eukaryota, Viridiplantae, Streptophyta, Magnoliopsida, Fabales, Fabaceae.